This is a messenger RNA of Jaculus jaculus (lesser Egyptian jerboa), 3494 nucleotides long. It is a transcript of the gene Znf800, whose product is annotated as zinc finger protein 800. Lineage: Eukaryota; Metazoa; Chordata; Mammalia; Rodentia; Dipodidae. The transcript is spliced from 6 exons. The coding region runs from base 104 to 2098 and encodes 664 amino acids. The record is from RefSeq and is a predicted model, not a curated record.
CCGCCCGCCGCCGCCGCCGCCGGCCCGCCGCCUCCGGAGUUAACCAGGCCGCCAUGAAGAGCUUCUCACAGUGAAAGGAAAAGUAGGUCGUACCCACUUGAAAAUGCCUUUAAGGGACAAAUACUGUCAGACUGACCACCAUCACCAUGGAUGCUGUGAACCAGUUUUUAUCCUGGAGCCUGGAGAUCCUCCCUUGUUACAGCAACCACUACAGACAUCCAAAUCUGGCAUUCAACAAAUAAUUGAGUGCUUUCGAUCAGGAACCAAACAACUUAAGCAUAUUUUAUUAAAAGAUGUGGACACUAUUUUUGAAUGUAAAUUAUGCCGUAGUCUUUUCAGAGGAUUACCAAAUUUAAUUACCCACAAGAAAUUUUACUGCCCACCAAGUCUCCAGAUGGAUGACAAUCUUCCUGAUGUAAAUGAUAAACAGAGCCAAGCCAUAAGCGAUCUUCUAGAAGCCAUCUAUCCCAGAGUGGACAAGAGAGAAUACAUUAUUAAGCUGGAACCCAUAGAGACGAACCAGAAUGCAGUGUUUCAGUAUAUUUCGAGGACAGAUAAUCCUGCUGAAGUCACAGAGUCCAACAGUGCUCCCGAGCAAACUGAAGUUCAAGUACAGGAAACAAGCCCUGAGCAGCCCACAGCAGUACCAGAUGCAGACGCCGCAGUGGAAAGUGUGGCCCCCCCUCCUGUGGAGGGUGCUGCAGACGAAGCUGUGCCUGCAUCUGAGGAGCAGCCUCAGGAGUCACAGGCUGACCUGGAAACGUCUGACAAUUCAGAUUUUGGACAUCAGUUGAUAUGUUGCCUUUGUAGAAAAGAAUUCAAUUCUAGACGAGGUGUUCGUCGUCACAUUCGAAAAGUACACAAGAAAAAGAUGGAAGAACUAAAAAAGUACAUUGAAACACGAAAGAAUCCAAACCAAUCCUCUAAAGGACGCAGUAAGAAUGUUCUAGUUUCAUUAAGUAGAAGUUGUCCAGUAUGUUGUAAAUCAUUUGCUACAAAAGCGAAUGUAAGGAGGCAUUUUGAUGAAGUUCAUAGAGGACUAAGGAGGGAUUCAAUUACUCCUGAUAUAGCAACAAAGCCUGGGCAACCUUUGUUCCUGGAUUCUGUUUCUCCUAAAAAAUCUUUUAAGACUCGAAAACAAAAGUCUUCUUCAAAGGCUGAAUACAAUUUAACUGCAUGCAAAUGUCUCCUUUGCAAGAGGAAAUAUAGUUCACAAAUAAUGCUUAAAAGACAUAUGCAAAUUGUCCACAAGAUAACUCUUUCUGGAACAAACUCUAAAAGAGAGAAAGGGCCUAAUAAUACUGCCAACAGUUCAGAAAUAAAAGUUAAAGUUGAACCAGCAGAUUCUGUAGAAUCUUCACCCCCUUCCAUUACCCAUUCUCCACAGAAUGAAUUAAAGGGAACAAAUCAUUCCAAUGAAAAAAAGAACACACCGGCAGCACAGAAAAAUAAAGUUAAACAAGACUCUGAAAGCCCUAAAUCAACUAGCCCGUCAGCUGCAGGUGGUCAGCAAAAAACCAGAAAACCAAAACUUUCAGCUGGCUUUGACUUUAAGCAACUUUACUGUAAACUUUGUAAACGUCAGUUUACUUCCAAACAGAACUUGACUAAACAUAUUGAGUUGCACACAGAUGGAAAUAACAUUUAUGUUAAAUUCUACAAGUGUCCUCUUUGCACUUACGAGACUCGUCGGAAACGUGAUGUGAUACGACAUAUAACUGUGGUUCAUAAAAAGUCAUCUCGCUACCUUGGGAAAAUCACAGCCAGUUUAGAGAUCAGGGCUAUAAAAAAACCUAUUGAUUUUGUUCUAAAUAAAGUGGCAAAAAGAGGCCCUUCAAGGGACGAAGCAAAACACAGUGAUUCGAAACAUGAUGGCACUUCUAAUUCUCCUAGUAAAAAGUACGAAGUAGCUGACGUCGGUAUUGAAGUAAAAGUUACAAAAAACUUUUCUCUUCACAGAUGCAAUAAGUGUGGAAAGGCAUUUGCCAAAAAGACUUACCUUGAACAUCAUAAGAAAACUCAUAAGGCAAAUGCUUCCAACUCACCUGAAGGAAACAAAACCAAAGGCCGAAGUACACGAUCUAAGGCUCUUGUCUGAUAACUUCAAGUGAUGUACGAAAAGGUUUGGAGUUCAUGUUUGUGGAAAGACUUUAAGUUGUUGUUAGAACCACUAAACGUCUUCACAUGGUACUAUGAGGAAAAAAAAAGAACGUUUUCAUAACUUUCCACCCGUAACUGCUGUAAAAUAAUAACCAUCUAACCAGGUCUAAUCCCAGUGCCUACCCUGCACUUUGAAGUCGCUGUGACUUACAUCUUGUCUUCAUAGGCCUUCAGCCAACCAAUUUGACCUUGUGCAUUUGGUCUACAGUUUCUACAAAACUGUUGCGUAUUUUGUUUUUCAAAUAAUUUGUUGAUUAAAGUGAUCAACAACUUGAAGAAAAGAACAGUCAAUUGACAUAAAUUUUAUGUUUAGUGGAUUUAAGUUUUGUUUCACUUUAUAUGGAAAAAUUUUCAUCUGAAUUGUACAGAUAAAUAAGAUUCUCUAGUGAGCAUAUGUUAGGAACAAAAGACAAAUUAGUGUCAACACAUUAUAAAUAUUUAGCCUACUAAAUAUUUGUAAGCAUUUUACAUCCAUUUAUUUCUAGCUUUUUCUUCAGCACUUAAAUAUUUGAAAGUUUUAUUUGAAAAUAUUUACUAAAGUUCUAGUUCAUUUUCACAUGUAGAUCAUUACAUUUUUCAUUUGUAAACAUCUGAAAUUUUUAUGAAAAUUAAACAUUCCCCUGUUUUUCUUUAAAUUUUAUAUAAAGCACUUUAAUGAUAGAUGCAAUCUUAUUUUUCAGUUCUUACUUUUUUAAAGGCCACACAUUUAACUAAUGUUUAUAUGAAGGUAGCUUUCUGAUACUUUAUAGAUGCAGACAAUCCAUGCACAGCCACUUAGUUUAUUUCUUUACUGCUAAAAAAGGAAGAUGAGGGUGUUAACCCUGAUCCCCCCCCAAAAAAAAUUUCAAAUGACUACUUUAGAUAAUAUUGGAUUUUACUGUAAAACUUAAAAAAUGACGAGUUCUUGUCCAUUUUUGUAAUCAAGAUUUUAGGAAAACAGAAAUCUAUCUUUAUGAAAAUUUGGACAGGUUUUUGUGUAUCAAUAUUUUGUACUUUUUAGGGGAUACUUUAUUUUUUAGUAAUUUGUGUCAAAUUAUUUUAAAAGGUACUGCAGAAAUUAUACCAUGUUUUUAUAUGGGUUCACUCCUGUAUUUAGAAUGGACCCUGUCCACUUUUUGUAUCAAAUUUUAAAUGUUGAAGGUCUAGAAGGUCAUAAUAAAAUGCUUCUGUAGCUAGAAAAACAUUUACCCUUCUCAGUGCUUUGCACUAAAAUAUACUGUGAAAGGAAAUUAGAAAGACUGUAAUUGUUGCUGGAAAUGUUCUUUAUUGAAUGUACAUGUUCUUGUUCAAAAAAAUGUACUAUAUGUGAUGAAAAUAAACCAGACUAAAAGUUA